GAAUCUUGUCGUAAAAUACAAGCUGCGCCCUGGAUUCCGCGAUAAUGAUGAUAUGACUUCUAUCAAGAUAAGAUCAGAACAACAAAAUUCCUCCGAUGGUAUUCGAGUUCUAAAUCUAGCGCAGGACAAGAGCGGCGGAAAAUUUUUGGCAGGAGUUGCCAUAGAUGAUACCUUUAAUAUUACACAAUAUAACUUUCGAUUAGCAGCUCUCAUGGUAGCAGAUAAAAAGGAUCGAGGAUUACCAGCGGAUGAACUUUUUACGAUCAAAAAAAUAUUUCCCGAGUUCAAGCCAAAAGAAUUCCUAUCUGACGAAGCGCUGUCUUUCUAUAACGACUACAAGGUUGCAUUCCCCGAAAACAAUGCUCUUCUACUAUUCUGUCGUUUCCACAUAUUACAAACAUGGCUUAGGAAAGCAAAAGAA
Strongylus vulgaris is the source of this 421-nucleotide messenger RNA. The record is from the annotation of a GenBank genome assembly. Lineage: Eukaryota; Metazoa; Nematoda; Chromadorea; Rhabditida; Strongylidae.